This is a messenger RNA of Scophthalmus maximus (turbot), 4140 nucleotides long. RefSeq names its product ATP-binding cassette sub-family G member 4-like. The transcript has 16 exons. Gene Ontology annotation, molecular function: ATP binding; ATP hydrolysis activity; ABC-type transporter activity. Lineage: Eukaryota; Metazoa; Chordata; Actinopteri; Pleuronectiformes; Scophthalmidae. The record is from RefSeq and is a predicted model, not a curated record. Gene Ontology annotation, cellular component: plasma membrane. The coding region runs from base 205 to 2154 and encodes 649 amino acids.
GUGUGUUCAUGGAGAAUUCCUCCCCUUCGGCAAAUUCGAGGUGCCAUCAGAGACAACAGACAAGGGGGGUCUGUUCAGUGCUGUAGAUGCUGCAGGAGACUGGAACAGACAUUGCUUGAUACUGAAUGCAGCGGCCGGGUAGGAUAACGUCACACGCCUAGGAGGACAACGAUACUUCACUGAACGGCAGCCCAUAGCGCAGGAAUGGACAAUAAGGCGUUGGAACCCGAUUCUGUGAGUGUCCCCAUGGAGGACAGAGACGGCCAGCCUCUAGCCCAGCUUCCGCCUCAGCAGCAGCAGGAGCCAUCCAUGUUGACCCACCUGAAGAAGGUUGAGAACGAGAUCACUGAGGCGCAGCGUUUCUCCCACCUCCCCAAACGCUCGGCCGUUGACCUGGAUUUCACCGACCUCUCCUACACCAUCCAAGAGGGGCCGUGCUGUAGGAGGAGAGGUUACAAAGCGUUACUCAAAUGUCUGUCCGGGAGGUUCUGCAGUCGAGAGCUAAUCGGAAUCAUGGGGCCCUCAGGGGCCGGGAAGUCCACCUUGAUGAACAUUUUGGCUGGAUACAGGGAAACGGGGAUGAAGGGUCAGAUCCUGGUAAAUGGUAAACCCAGGGACCUGAGGACAUUCAGGAAAAUGUCCUGCUACAUCAUGCAGGAGGACAUGCUGCUGCCACAUCUCACUGCACGGGAGGCCAUGAUGGUUUCAGCAAACUUGAAGCUGAAUGAAACUAUGGAUGUGAAGAAAGCACUGGUGAAUGAGAUUCUGACUGCCUUAGGGCUCCUCGAAUGUGCUCACACUCGCACCAGCUCGCUGUCAGGAGGUCAGUGUAAACGGCUGGCCAUCGCCCUUGAACUGGUCAACAAUCCUCCGGUCAUGUUCUUUGAUGAGCCCACCAGUGGCUUAGACAGUGCAUCCUGCUAUCAGGUGGUCUCACUAAUGCGUUCUCUGGCGCUGGGAGGACGGACCAUCAUCUGCACCAUCCACCAACCUAGUGCCAAACUGUUUGAGAUGUUUGACAAGCUUUACAUUCUCAGUCAGGGACAGUGUAUCUACAAAGGCACGGUCCCUUACCUCAUCCCCUAUUUGAAGAGUCUGGGCCUUUACUGUCCUACCUACCACAAUCCUGCAGACUUCAUUAUUGAAGUUGCAUCUGGAGAGUAUGGAGACUUGAACCCUGUGUUGUUUGAGGCAGUCCAAGGUGGAAUGUGCGCAAUAGAGGAGAAGAAGAACCAGUGUGGUAACAAUGGCACGUCAGUGUGUGCAACAAAGUACCCCACGAAUAACGGACACAUAGAGAGCCAUACUUUUGCGACAAGCACUCUAACACAGUUCUGCAUCCUCUUCAAGAGAACCUUCAUAACAAUAUGUCGAGACCAGGUUUUGACCCACCUCAGACUGAUGUGCCACAUCUCCAUAGGUGUGUUAAUAGGCUUGCUCUAUCUGAACAUUGGCAAUGAUGCCAGCAAGGUCUUUAACAACACUGGGUUCCUCUUCUUCUCCAUGCUUUUCAUCAUGUUUGGUGCGCUCAUGCCAACCGUGUUAACUUUUCCUCUGGAGAUGUCUGUGUUCCUGAGGGAGCAUCUUAACUACUGGUACAGCCUGAAAGCCUACUACCUUGCCAAGACCAUGGCUGAUAUUCCAUUCCAGGUCAUCUGCCCCAUCAUGUACUGCAGCAUAGUGUACUGGAUGACAGAACAGCCUCCUGAGGCCAGCCGCUACCUGCUCUUCAUAGCCCUGUCCAUCUGUACUGCCCUGGUAGCCCAAUCCCUCGGCCUGCUGGUUGGGGCCGCUUCCACCUCACUACAGGUAGCCACGUUUAUUGGACCUGUCACAGCUAUCCCAGUGCUGCUUUUCUCUGGAUUCUUUGUGAACUUCGAUACUAUCCCCAAGUAUCUGCAGUGGAGUUCCUAUGUGUCUUAUGUCAGGUAUGGCUUUGAAGGCGUGAUCCUGUCCAUCUAUGGGAUGAACCGUUCUGAGCUGGAGUGUCCUGGGAAGGUUUGUAGGUUCCAACAGCCGGAGGAGGUUUUACAGUUACUGGAUGUGGAAGACGCAAAGCUCUACAUGGAUUUCAUCGUUCUGGGCAUUUUCUUCAUCAUCCUAAGACUGGCCACCUACCUUGUCCUCCGAUACAAAGUCAAGUCUGAGCGAUAGGUUAUUCCAAACAAAUGGUUUUUAAAGCCUAAUGUUAUUGUAGAACUAAUCGUUUCCUAUGCACAAAAAACAACCUCUGUCAUGUGGGAAUUCCUUUCAUUUGAUUUUACAAGUAACUGCUAAAAGGACAGAAUAUAAAUUCUGACUGACGAUGUUUAGCAGUGAAGAGUCAUCUAAUAAAUUAACAUACACUGUUUUUUACCUCAGACAUCAGAACAUGACUUCUCCACACAACGCCUGAUCAGUCCGAAAAAAUAUUGAGCCUCGUUCAGCACAAUAUACUUUCAUAUUCCUGCAAGACAGAACAGGUUUUGACAACAAGGCAGAUGCGUAAAUAAAGUGUUUACAUUCCUCUAUUAGCCAAAAAACUUGAGGGCAAACUUGUUGUACGGGAGAACAAGCCUGAUAUGUUGUGCAUGAAAGCAUUUAAAAUGAAUUCUAAUUUUUCAACAAUAACCAUGGGUACAUUAUAUCUGCACACUGGAUGAGAGCAGUAUGUCCGAGCUAGUUUUCCUCUUUUUCAUUGUCUCAUUUAUUUUUCUGUGUAUCAGUCUAAUCACUGUUUGAGCUAGUGUCUUUUUUUAAACAUGUUGAUAGUUGUAAAUUUAGCUUUGCCAUGAUUGCGUACCAACAUUUGGUAUUUUUUCUACUACCAUAAUAUAAUCUAAAAUCGUCAUGAUCUUAGUUGAAACAUAAUUUUUCAGCCUUAAUCAUUUUGCUGUAUUAUCUUUAGUUUUAUAUGUACAUUACCAGUCAAGAGUUUGGAAACACUUUCUUAUUCACUUGAAUGGGAAAGCGUGUCCAAACUUUUGACUGGUACUGUUGACUGGUACUGUAUAUAUUCAAUAUCAAUUUAUUUAAGCAAAAUAGUUGAAUAACCCACUUCAAUCAUUAUUAUUUUGUUUCCACAUUACAGCCAGUAAUGCCACAUGGACACAACAUGCUCACGCAGUCGUGUUUGGUGCUAUCUGAAGUCAUGUUUUAUUUUACUUCCGUAUUAUUAUGAAAAAGAAUGUAUGCAACUUGACUGCACAUUAUAAGGGUACUUGGCACAGAACAACCAAAGACAAUUAAAUGUAAAGAGGUGUGUGAGUGUGUGUGUGUGUGUGUGUGUGUAAGAGAGGUAUAAUUAUAUUCCUAUCAACAAUUCCCUGAUUAAUUCAGUAUAAAUGUUAAGUGAACACCUUGUCAUCCCCUCCCGCUCUGACAUUGCUAUAAAACCUCCACAUCUGGGAGGACUCAGUUGUGUCUCAGUUUGAGCAAAGACACCAUGCAAAGAGAACUCAUUAGAACUCAUUGCCACCCCUGUCUGCCAUUUCCCGUACCACUUUGUUAAAAAGAGGCAAGUCAACCAAGAUGGCCCAACUGUGCUCACACCCUUCAGCAUCUCAGGGCAAAUGUCAUCUACCCCAGGUGCCUUACCACUGUAGAUCUUAUCGACUACCUCAGAGAGACAUGAAAUAGGGCUUCCUCUGAGUUCCACCUCCUGUGUGAAAGGGUAAUAUCCGUUGGUCAGGCAGUUGGGUUCAGGAGUUUUUGGUUCCAGCGAACAAUAAUAACCUUGGUCACUUGUUUCUACUCACCACCAGGUGGUGGUCAGUUGACAGCUCCGCUAUUCUCUUCAACAGAGUUCCUCAGGUAAUAUCUUGAGAUGAUGACACCACUACGAAGUGGAUAGUCCCUUGGCCUUUGACAUAAGGUCAUCUGGUACCACAUACAUUAGUGAACAUCUUAACAAUUGCACAUCUCUCAGGUUCCAAAUAAGCCAGGCAAGAAUGCUGAACUUUUGUUCGGUGCACAAGCGUGACAUGAAAGUGACCCUCUCAUUCUCUAAGGACAACCAAAACAGUGGCACUCAUCUUUUUUAGCCUCUCCUCUUGGUUACUCUUCUCUCACCACACGCACCAGCAUACAAAAAAUAACCAGGUCUUGUUUGCAAAUGUUCGCUUAUUUUUCACUCCAACUAAUAAACUUGUUUUGGCACCA